CACUGUGACAGCGCAGCGUGAGCUGAGAAGAAGCGCUCUGAGUUAGCUCAUCAGGGCUAACAUGGCGAAACGUCGUGGACCGUAUAAAAGAUAUUUGGAGGAUGACACAGCAGAGAUUCCAAGGACUACCAAGCACAGAUGGAAAGUAAAAGACAGGGCAGAACUACAGGAUAACACACAAGAUCCCAUGAGUCGGCCUAUUGCUUCCCACAGAGAAGUUAGAGAUGAUGUCAACAGUAGGAGAUCCUCCACAAUUAAGCUUUUGGAUACUGCCUUUCAACAAAAUGCCAAUCAUGAUGAUGACAUCAACACAGAUAGUCAUAUGAGUAACACUUCAACCAAUGGAGAAGAAGAACUCAAUAAUUCCAGCAGUGAAGAUAAACUCAGUAAUGACAACUCUUCGACAACCAGCGUGUUGGAUAUGGACAAUCAAGAGAAUGAUUAUACAGAUAACCAAAUCAACACACAGGAACACUGCAGUAACACUUCCAACAGUGAAGAUGAAGAUACUGAACUCAACACUGAGAACCCUACCACAAGCCAAUUGGAUGUGGAAAUUUCAGAGAAUGAGGAAGCCCUGUCACAUUCUGAAGAGGACUUGACUGAUUCUGCCAGUAAUGAAGGUGAAAACCAUGCUGACGAUGAAGACGUGAUGGAGGGGAAUAGUACUAGAGAAAAGACACCUGAAUUUCCAGUGGGCAGUGAAGACCAAGCAGAUGGUGACAAGCCCCUGUAUCCUGGUGCACCUGUUUCAAAGGGAGAAAGUUUACUGAUGCUGAUGUCCUAUGUGCUGCGGAACAAUUUAACCGGCAAAGCACUUACUCAUUUACUGGAACUGUUCAACCUGAUGUUUCCAGGUCUGGUUCCACCCUCACAUUACCUUUUCCACAAAGAAUUUGGAAGUUCAUCACAGUCUGAAGUUCACUUUUAUUGAGAAAAAUGUUUAGCAUACCUUGGCAUUAGUGCAGACUGUCAGUAUUGCAACACAGUAUUUGAUGCCAACACAAGUUUAAAAAAGGGUUUCUACUUUAUUGUAAUUCCCCUUCACACACAGAUUAAACAACUUCUGCAGGAACAUGAUGUCAGUCUUACUGAAAAAAGUAGAUCCUUUGGUGUUUUAACUGACAUACAGUCUGGUGGAGAGUAUCAAAAAAUGUGUGACAGUGGAAUUCUUGGAAAAGAUGAUUUGACUCAUUUGACUCAGCAUUUGGCCAAUUCAGUGCCAGAUAAUUGAACUGGAACCAGAAAUGAGACGGGUGUCGUUCGAUCUGAAGCGAAUGUCCGUUGAAUAUCAAACCUGAAACUGAUUUCACCGCGGUCGAA
This is a messenger RNA of Solea solea (common sole), 1323 nucleotides long. Its product is annotated as dentin sialophosphoprotein-like. Lineage: Eukaryota; Metazoa; Chordata; Actinopteri; Pleuronectiformes; Soleidae. The coding region runs from base 62 to 934 and encodes 290 amino acids. The record is from RefSeq and is a predicted model, not a curated record. The transcript is spliced from 6 exons.